Messenger RNA from Mangifera indica (mango), 1939 nucleotides. Its product is annotated as F-box/kelch-repeat protein SKIP20-like. Gene Ontology annotation, molecular function: protein binding. The record is from RefSeq and is a predicted model, not a curated record. Gene Ontology annotation, biological process: regulation of phenylpropanoid metabolic process; negative regulation of cytokinin-activated signaling pathway. Bases 292 to 1707 code for a protein of 471 amino acids. The transcript has a single exon. NCBI's taxonomy places the organism in Eukaryota, Viridiplantae, Streptophyta, Magnoliopsida, Sapindales, Anacardiaceae.
UUGUUACCAUUUCUGUAAUAAUUUGUACACAAAGAUACAAAAAGCCUGAACUGUACACAACCCAAUGCUAAUCCAAUCCCCAACCGCAGGUCAACCUCAUUACCUCUCUCUCUCUUUUAUGCCUUGCUUAUAUAUGCAUGCCAUCAUAUAUUGGAACCCUCAUCCUUCUAAAACUUGAACACUCAAUUCAUGAUCCUCCUUCUUGAUUCUCACUAACAUAUAUAUUUCCUUGCUCUUCUUGAAAUUUCUUGUUUUUUACAAAGAUAGAUAUAUAUAUUUUCUUUCUUCAAAAUGACACAACUUGCAGACAGGAACUUGAUUCCAGGCCUACCUGAUGAGAUAGCCAUGGAGUGUUUAAUAAGAGUCCCGUAUAAAUUCCAUUCCAAUAUGAAAUCAGUUUGCCACACUUGGCAAAAUUUGCUCUCUAGCCUUUCAUUUUAUCAGGAAAGGAUUAAAUCUGGCACUGCUGAACAACUUGUCUGCCAAAUCCAGCCUCUUCCUUCUCCCUGUCCACACUUAGAGGGAGAAGCAGAAGAAGAAGAUUCAACUCUUGUUGUUUCUGAGUUUCCAAGAAUCGGAAACAUCAAGAAAGAAGAUGAAGACCAACAGCAACAAGACCACCGCCAUCAACAACAACAACAAGUUCAAGAGAUUAACAACAGCCCACUUCAAUAUGGACUGAGUGUUUAUAACUGCGACAAUCAAACAUGGCAAAGGAUAAGGCCAAAGUUUGGUUCAGGUAAUAGUAAAACAUGGGGAAUUCCAAUGUUUUGUCAGUGUGUUACACUUCAAUCUCGUGGAAAGCUAUUGCUUUUAGGUGGUUGGGACCCUGCAACACUUGAACCAGUUCCUAAUGUGUAUGUUCUUGACAUGGUUAAAGGCCCCAGUUGGAGGCGUGCUGCCCCUAUGUUAGUUGCCCGUUCUUUCUUUGCUUGUGCGGUGGUUGGGGGGAGUAAAGUUUAUGUGGCAGGAGGGCAUGACAAUCAGAAGAAUGCUCUAAAAUCAGCAGAAGUUUAUGAUGUGGAGGCUGAUGAGUGGAGGAUGUUGCCUGAAAUGGAAGAGGAAAGAGAUGAAUGUCAAGGGAUGUCUUGGGAUGGUGAUGACAGAUUCUGGGUUGUGAGUGGCUAUGGCACUGAAAGCCAAGGGAGAUUCAGGGCUGAUGCUGAAUGUUAUAAUCCGGCAACUGGGAUUUGGUCUAAAGUUGCUGGGGUUUGGCCGUUUCCUAGUAUUAGCCCCAGAGGCACCACAACUCCAAUUGCUUCCAAUAAUAGCAGCACCAAGGGAAAGCAAUGCCACUGUCUGUGGUUCUUGUCAAAAGAGCAACUAAUAUUGCAGCAACAACGACAUGGGGAAGUGAAUUUAAUUGCAAAAGAGUAUGAAGAGGAGGAGAGGAAAUGGAAAAUGGUGAGUUCAAUUGUUGGACUUCCCAAUACCAUAACUGGGACAUCUCCAUGUGUUAGUGUUACCAGGCUUGGAGACUUUGCCAAAGGUAAUAAUAAGUGUGAGCAGAGGAUGUUUGUGAUGACUGGAAAUGGAAGUAGAGGGACAUCAUCAUCAUCAGCUGAAGCAACAUGCAGUGAAUGUGAAGGAGAGGGAGCUUUCAUAAUGGAGAGAGAUAAUAAGAAUGGUAACACAAAGUGGACUCAUGUGCACAUGCCUGCUGGCUUUUCUGGCUUCCCAUACUCUGCUUCUCACAUCCUUAUCUAAUUAAGAUAGAUUAAGAGACUUCAAGUUAGAUUAACAGUUAAUUAUAACAUCUGAUCUGGGUGUUUUUGUUAGAGAUGAGAUGUAUUAUGCCUUAAAAAUUUGUGACUUUUGGUUUUGGGUACUAAAGUAAAUAGUUGGAGAUGGCCUCUAUAUGUACUUUUUCUUAUCGGUUAUUAAGCCAUGUAGUCGGCUGUUGUCACUUUGAUUAUUAAGAAUGAUCUAUUAGAACGAA